Habropoda laboriosa is the source of this 1005-nucleotide messenger RNA. RefSeq names its product zinc finger BED domain-containing protein 4-like. Lineage: Eukaryota; Metazoa; Arthropoda; Insecta; Hymenoptera; Apidae. The record is from RefSeq and is a predicted model, not a curated record.
AUGAGACACACCGCUGAUAAUUUGUACGAAGUUCUCGUACAAACAGCUCGAACUUGGCAAAUUAGUUCCAAGAUACAUUGUAUUGUUAGUGACAAUGGAAGUAAUAUUGUAGCGGCAAUAAGGAAAGCACCAUGGCAACAGCUGUCUUGCUUCGGGCAUACAAUAAAUUUAAUAGUACGUAAGGCUUUAAAGAACAGCGAACAUAUCUGCAACAUUAUCAAAAAAUGUGAAAAUAUAACAUAUUUCUUUAAAAGCAGUAAUGCUGCUUCUGAAUUAUUAAGAAACCAGCAAAUCCGACAAGGAUCGCGUAAAGUUUUAAGCUUGAAAAGGGAUGUUAUAACAUGGUGGAAUUCCACUUGUACAAUGCUCAUCCGUUUUAUAGAAUUAAGAACAGUUUUACCGACAACUAUCGCAGAACUCAAUCACAAGAGUGUAGAACAUUUGACAUUCGAGGAAUGGGAAAAUCUUAACGAUAUUACGAACAUUUUAAAACCGUUUUGUCAGGCAACUAUAGAAUUAUCCGACGAAAAUUAUAUAACGAUAUCCAAAGUUAUGGUGAAGGCUGUAAAAGACCAGGAAAAUAUAUCAACAGAUGUUCAAAUUUUACGUACGAAUUUAUUGAAUGAAUUAAAUUAUCGUUAUAAAGACAUUGAAACACAUCCUACGUAUGCAAUUUCUACGAUUUUGGAUCCGCGAUAUAAAGAUAUUGCGUUUGAUUCAAAAGAAUCCAUUAAAAUAGCGAAAAAUAAUGUGAUAAAUGAGUACAAUAUUAAUCAAAACAAUUGCAAUAUGCAGCCAGGAAAGAGUAAUAGUCCUUUAACAACAAAUGCAGAUGUAAAUGAUAGUAUAUGGGCAGAUUUCGAUAAGAAAGUGCAAAAUGUAGAAUUUACUACUGACAGCAAUCUUUCAUCAAUAAAGUAUGAAUUGAAAAGAAGAAACAGACUACAGCCGAAACAUACAAACAUGCUGUCUGCAAUUAGCUCCAAUAAAAACAAAUAUAUUUAA